Molecule: messenger RNA, 1347 nt
Organism: Lachancea meyersii CBS 8951
Lineage: Eukaryota; Fungi; Ascomycota; Saccharomycetes; Saccharomycetales; Saccharomycetaceae
Source: the annotation of a GenBank genome assembly
AUGCUCACGAACUGCCAAAUCAACAACUUCAAACUGACCCGUCAGAUCGGGUCCGGGGCGUAUGGACUGGUUUUCCAUGCGGUAGACCUGAUUACCGAAAACGAAUAUGCCAUUAAAGCUGUGGUCAAGGACACCUCAGCACGCGAGAUCAAACAGGCCACAAUGCUGCAAACGCAGCUGUACUACUACUUCAAGUCGUUCCAAAACCACUUGUACUUGCCGUCGGUCGAUUUGGACUCGAUUCGCGUGCUCACCGAUGAGCAAUUGCAACGGGCGCCACAUUUCCGCGAAAUCGCACUACAUUUGCAGGUGCACGCUCAUCCCAACGUCGUGACCGUGCACCAGGUACUCGAGUCGCCUCUGGCGACGUUUCUGGUGCUGGACUACUGCGAGCGCGACCUCUUUUCCAGUAUCGUCGACCACCAGUAUUUCGCGCGCGACGGUGCACUCGUCAAGCGCGUGUUUCUGCAGCUGUGCUCGGUGCUGCAGUACUGCCACGCACGCGGUGUGUACCAUUGCGAUAUCAAGCCCGAAAACAUCCUGCUCGACGCCUACGACAACGUUUGUCUGUGCGAUUUUGGACUUAGCACUUUGGCCUCACAACUGCCGGCCAACGUGUCGCUCGGAUCCAGCUACUACAUGGCUCCAGAGCGGCUCUCGUGCCCGUCGUCCCUGCAGGACGACAGCGCCGCCGUCGCCCCGCUGUUUCCUACAUGGGCUGGAGACGUUUGGUCUUUGGGUAUAAUUCUCAUCAAUUUGACCUGCAUCCGCAAUCCAUGGCUCAAGGCACAUCAGCUCGAGGAUACCACCUUCAGCUACUACGUGCGCGACCCCAAGGUGCUGCUCAAGAUUCUGCCCAUUUCACAACAGUUGUUUGAAAUUUUGACGGAUAUCCUGCAACUAGGCCCAACCACAAGACCCAACUUGUCCGACAUCAUGGAGCGUGUCUCUGAGUGCACUUCGUUCACCACGUCCGGCCCUCUGAGCCACGUCGCCCCGCUUAGUGAUCCCGAAAUACAGACCCUCCUCACCAGCCAUCGCGGACUUACCAUCAAGCAAAUGCUGCGCAACUACCACUCCGACGAAGAGUAUAGCCGAUCAGAUUACCAGGACGGAAACGAGACCGAGCUCACCAGCGAAGACGAGUGCUCUUACGAACGCCCUCAAUGCGACAGCAGCGCUUCGAAUCAAAUCAGAGACGUCCAGGGCAAGUGCCAGUCGAACGCCGUCGCCACCAGUGCCUCUACUGCCAGUUUUCCCACCGACUUCGAACUAAACAUGUUGACCAAGAACAUGUCGGUAAUGACCAACUACUCGGCUCACAGCCGGUGGCUGCCGCAGUACUAG